AUGCGCCUGGCAAUUUUGUUCCUUGUAUUUCGACACGCCAGUAGCCUUAAUCUCUGUGAUGAAUCACCAAUUGAACCCUUAUUGAGGGUGAUCGGAGGAUCAGCAGCUUCUGCCGGAGACUAUCCAUGGCAAGCAGCUGUUGUAUUCUACGAUGGUUCCAACAAAGGGCUGAUGUGCGGUGCGACUGUUAUCAACGAGUACUGGGUACUUACGGCAGCACAUUGUAUUAUGGAAAACCCGAGAAGUGCUCUCAUCCUCACCGGUUUACAAAGUCUUCGCGAUCCGCAACACACUUAUCAUGCCGAGAAAAUAGUAAUCCAUCCGGGAUACGAUGAGAGCACGAUCGCUAACGACAUUGCCGUUGUCAAGAGCAAGCGUUCCCUGCUCAAAAACGGCGUUUCUCCUGUGUGUUUGAACGAGAAACGACCAGCGCCUGAUCUCAUCCAGUGGUGA
This is a messenger RNA of Cooperia oncophora, 453 nucleotides long. The record is from the annotation of a GenBank genome assembly. NCBI's taxonomy places the organism in Eukaryota, Metazoa, Nematoda, Chromadorea, Rhabditida, Trichostrongylidae.